AUGACAGAGUCUAAGUGUUCAGUAUACUUAGCAUCUGUAUCCAUGGUUGCGAAUGACUCAGAAGAUGACUAUGUUAGGUUAGAACAGGUUGAAAUGAAGGUUAUAGGGGAAAGGUUCCGAUAUAAAAGGAGUUUAGGUCUACUGUUGACAUUUGCACUUGCUGCUUCUGCAGCACUUCACGGAUAUAACUUGGGGGAACCCUCUAGUGCUGGUCUUGUUUCUGGUCCCGGAUCUGCUGCCAGUGUUGUGGGAGCCGGUGGAGACCUCGUCAGUGGAGGUGUAACUACUGGAUGUCAAGAGGGAGAAGUUCUUCACGUAGACGGCACUUGUGUAACUCCUGAAGUUACAAGAAAGGUCUACGUAUUUGAUGUUCCUGAACAAGAAAGACCCGUUGGUCCAGCACCUAGUAUUCCUCCUCCAGCAGUAGACCACAACAUCUUGUUCGUGCGCCUUCCUGAGGAAGCACCUGCUCCUGACCCCAUCGUACUUCCUCCACCAAGGCAAAACAACAUCGUCUAUGUACUCAACAAGCAGGAAGAACAAGCUCAACGAGUGAUCGAGGUACCUGCUCAGCCACAGGCUGACCCCGAAAUUUAUUUCGUCAACUACCAAGACGGAGAGAAUCCGACCCUUCCCUUAGGAGUAGACCUUGAAACUGCUCUUAGUUCCGCAGCAGCAGCCGGUGGUCAGGUUCUAGGAGGCGUCGAUGGAGCUGGUGAACUUGGAGUUAGUGGAGCAGUCGGAUUCGGUGGUGCUGGUGGAGUUUCUAGUGGACAAGGAGUUGGUGUAAAUGGAUUUGGUGGUGCAAAUGGAGUUUCUGGUGGAUUUGGGGUGGUGAAUGGUGGUAUUAAUGGAGCCACUGUUGGUGUAACAAUUAAUGGUGGUGCGGGAGGACUCCAAACUGGAUCAGGGGGUAGACCGUCAGGCUUAUAUACCACACCCUAAACUAAUUUUUCAUUUUUGUUUUUAAUUUCGUUUAAAUUGUGAAUUAUUUUUUUCCCUGAAAUAUACGGGGAUAGAAGGAAGUAACUGUUUCAUACCCUCCAUAUUU
This is a messenger RNA of Penaeus monodon (black tiger shrimp), 1051 nucleotides long. Its product is annotated as pupal cuticle protein 36-like. The record is from RefSeq and is a predicted model, not a curated record. Lineage: Eukaryota; Metazoa; Arthropoda; Malacostraca; Decapoda; Penaeidae.